Messenger RNA from Cydia pomonella (codling moth), 6866 nucleotides. Its product is annotated as OTU domain-containing protein 7B-like. The transcript has 9 exons. The record is from RefSeq and is a predicted model, not a curated record. Lineage: Eukaryota; Metazoa; Arthropoda; Insecta; Lepidoptera; Tortricidae. Gene Ontology annotation, biological process: protein K11-linked deubiquitination; protein K48-linked deubiquitination; protein K63-linked deubiquitination. Gene Ontology annotation, cellular component: nucleus; cytoplasm. The coding region runs from base 248 to 2017 and encodes 589 amino acids. Gene Ontology annotation, molecular function: DNA binding; cysteine-type deubiquitinase activity; zinc ion binding.
UAGUUAAAAACACCCACAACACUUGUAUUCCUGUCCCUUUCUUGCACUUCCGUCAAUCAUCUGUUUAGUCUAUGGUAUUUCACAAGUGUCGUGCUGUGUCGAAAGUGGACUAUUUGUAAAUAUUGUAUAAUUGUAAAUAAUCCGUGUUUCAUGUUUUGGAAAUAUUAAUUUACAUAUUUAAUUAUUCGUGUAAGUGCUUAAUGGAUGUGAAGGUGAUAUAAAGCUGAUAAACAACGGUUAAAUCGCAAUGGUGAUGGAAGCCGAUCCAAUUACGGAAAAACACACGGACGAACGCGUCCUACCGCCGCUGAAACCACGCGCGGGCGGCGACGUCAACGUCAUCCCGGAGCGUUCAGUCAGCUCACUGGACCUCAUGUCGUACUCCGCGCCUUCCAACUUAGUCCUAACACCAGCUCCAGAAUGUCGAAAGUUGUCCCGAGGCAUAUCGCGAGCGACGGACAACGAGGGUCUGGUGUGGGCGCUCCGCAGCAACACUGAGCCUGACCUGCAGACCCUGAGCUCCGAACACAUAUUACUGCUGCCCGAUAUAUCUAUAUAUCCCCCGGAGUUCAGAACAUUUAUCGAAAAGGACCUUCUCGAGACAGCCACACUACACACAUUAGAGUCUUCCUGUAUUCUCAACUGGUGGCGGCAAGGGCGCGUCCCAGGCGCCCCUAGACUUCUGCCACUAGCUACGUCAGGGGAUGGAAAUUGUCUGCCUCAUGCGGCGUCAUUGGCUGCUUAUGGCUUUCAUGAUAGAUUACUAGCAUUGAGGACGAAAGUCCAAGCAUUGCUGUGUGGCGAAGGCGGAGAUGCGCUCACAAACGCCAUAAAACGCCGCUGGCGCUGGUCGGAAAGCCUCUCCCUCCGCAGCGCGGGCCUCACCCCCUCCGAGGCCGAAUGGGAGCGCGAGUGGCAAGACGCCGUGCGCGCCGCUUCCGCGCAACCACGCCCCAAACCCGCUCCUAGCGCGGCCCCACAUUAUGAUGGCUUGGAACAACUUCAUGUGUUUGCUUUGGCACAUGUAAUGAGAAGACCCGUCAUUGUCUUUGCUGAUGUCGCUUUGAGGGAUUUCCGGGGCGACCCGGUAGCCCCUAUCCCAUUCGGCGGCAUCUACCUCCCGCUCGAGCUAGAACCGGCCGUGUGCAGCAAAGCGCCCAUAUUGCUGGCCUACGAUGCCGGCCAUUUUUCCGCACUGGUCCCCUGCGAGCCGUUGCCAACUGACGGCGCUAGAGUGCCGCUCGAGGAUAGCACGGGUACCGCCAUGCCUAUCAGAUUCAAUGUCGACCCCGGCGAAGAUUUCCGCUGGGACACCGAACCGGACCAGAAAACCAUAAACAAUCUCCUCCCCGACGAAUACCAACGUUCAGCCAUGAUGGCGGCCUACCUCGACCUUGAACGCGUCGAGUGUCUCUCCCAAAACCCUCCUCCAGAAGAACUUAGAAGAUCUCUCGACGCACUAUCAACCAAGAGCUCGAAACAGUUGAAUUCCGUGGCUAAACAAUUUGGUAGUAUAGGCAGAUCUAUGAGUAGUAAAUUAAAGAAGAAUUUUGGUUCUAUGGCGAAAUUAACGGGGAAGAGUCAGAGUAAUCCAGAGGAGGGUUUGAUGAGAAGACAGAGCACGUGUGAAGUGUUAUGCUGUAGGGUGCUGGCGGCGCGAGCACCCGUGCAAGAAGAGAUGGUGAAGAAUUAUCUUAAUGAGACGUGGAUUAGCUUCACUGCGGAGAAGAGCCGCCGCUCGCAGCCGGCCUCCCCCCCCUCCCCAGGCCCGCGCUACGGCACGGGCCGCUCGCAGUUCUACGCGGACGCGGGCGCGCCGUCGCACGCGCACGCGCGCGCGCUCGCUGACAAGUCCGCCCGCCCCGCGCCCGACCGCACGCUCUACCUCUCCAAGUCCACGUUCUACGACGACCGCCCGCCCGAGCCGAAGCCCUGCAAGGCGCACCUCUGUAUGUAUUAUGGGAGCCCCGAGAAUAACGACUAUUGUUCCAGGUGCUCCAGGCUCCAAUAUGAAUAAGUGCAAGUGCUUCCCUGGUGGUGUUGCGGAUUUUUUUACAGAUCUCUAAAAAUGUUAACCUUUAAAAAAAAAUACCGAAUAAAAUAUAAUUACCACUGGUAACUGUGGUUACCAGCUGUCACCCUUAUUUUAUUAUAAUAAUAGAAGUCACUGAAAAAUAUCAAGCACGUGGGUGGAUAUAAACCAUACGAAAUGACGAUCAUAUUGAAAAUACUUCAUUCUUAAAACUAAACGGCCUCAGUCCUUAAGACCAUUUUCGCUUAGCAGUACGGAAUCUGGUGGCUGCACUCACUGACCCAAAAUCUAUUUCCACCCUGUAUAGGUCAUUGGCGAAUAGGGCCCUCUUAAGUUUUUUACCUUUAUGCUGGGCCACCCGGCUGAGCUAGUGGAGCGAGUAAUCGCCCGUCGCACGCAAACACUCGCUUAUAGCUCAGCGUCUAAACUAGUAAAACUAUACUCGCUUCUCGCCGCUCGCCCACUAGUUUGUAGUUUAUAGUUUCACUCGCUUAUAGUUUGUAGCCGGCGGUGGGACCAGUGCCUAAAAUUUAAGUACUCCAUGUAUUAUCCGACCUAUAAACAAUUUGAUUUGCAGCAGCUCAGAAAUAAUCAAACCCUUCCCUAAAUUUAAUACACAAAAUAUGAAAAAAAAAAACCUUCACGCGUAUAGUAGUUCGUUUUGUAACCGGCCCAAACGGCUAAUCCUUUGUCUAUUAUAAGUAAAACGGCACGUGCUACUUACCUGCAUAAAAAAGUUUCAUUCGCUUUAACCGGUUGUUGAUUUGCGACUCUACGCGAACUACAAUAAGAUUCAAAAUGAACUAAUUGAAAAAUAUGUUGCGAGGCUGUGUGCGGUCCCUCUACGGUUAUUGUGUGCCGGCGAGUCUAACGCUACAGAACCAGUCUAAAAUGCGUCAUCGAGAUGCGUAACAAAGGCGAGUUAUCGGAGAUCGCACUUACACUGGUUUUUUGAGCGUGCGACUAGCCCGCGCUCAGGUGCCAAUUAGAAUUAUUUUUUGCAAGUAGCACUUGCGGUUUUACUUACAAUAGACAAAGGAUAAGCCGAUCGGGGCCAGCCACAAAACGAACGACUAUACAUAUCUAAUGAUAAUAAUUUAAAUCCGCAACACUGCUUCCAAAUAUCAGAGUUCUCUAGUUCCGUUAGAUUAUAAUAAUUUAAAAUAAGAAAGAAUGGUAAAGUCAUAUUGGGAGUUCUUAAAAUAUGUUCUCUUUCUAACAAACAAUGUCAAAAUGACAGAUCACAGCAAACAAUUAUUUAUCAAGCAGACCUGCAAGCGAUACUACAUGAAUCAAAAAAACAACAUCGGGCAAAAUUAAAACUUGCGACCUUUAGGAAUACCUGUUUAAUCGCUCUUAACCUGUCGUCUACCCAGAGCGGAUAUUACCGGUCAAAAAAGCCAACUACAUUCUUCUCACUCUGACCAGUAUUUUUAGCCCCGUAUUUGUUACGUACGUAGAUUUUAACCCCAAUCAAAAAGCAAUUUUAUUAAAGUCGAAAAGCAAUUUUAUUAAAAAUAUAAUUCUAAUCAAAAAGCUGCAUUUUCGACUGCGAAUUUGCUCGGGUGCAAAAAAAUCUGUCGUAACAAAUCUGGGGCGGCCCGCGCGGGUGGGGAGCGGGAGACACGGGCAACACGUAAUUUGCCGGUAAUAUCCGGCGUAGGUAGAUAGAGAGAUUCUUUUUUUGACAGCUUGGUAGACGACAGGUUAAGCAACUAAGCUACCAAAGCUUACCAGAAGCGUGCGAACUUUUUUUUUCCUUUUUGUUUACAUGCCUUAGGGAGUUAAACUUAAAAAAAUGUACACUUACAUUUAUUUAAACAUCAUUUAUUCUUAUUUAACGUUUAUAGAACUUUUUUGAAUAUCGGUAUAAAAUACUUGCCUUAAGUUUUUUUUCUUCAAUAUACUUAUACCUCCCGUUGUUCCCAUUCUUGUUAAUUCAAAUCUGUUAUUGGUUAUCUAAAAAUAUUAAUUAAUAUAUAACAUCUAGUCGACAAAGAAAUCGACAUUUAUUGUUUCGAAAAUACAUAUACAAUUAAAUAUACAUAUUUAUCAAAGAGGAUUUGAAAUAGAAGCGGAUUGUCAAAGAAAACUUUGUAGCCACAGUAAAUUUACUGCCAUUUUUCGACACAAGAUUAAAACUUUUAGAACGCCAUUUGACUUUCAUCCUUAUUGUUUCACUGAUAUGUGUUAAAUUGGUUAUAUAUCAAAAAGAGUCGCCAUCUAAUAGAAGAUAGGCCAAAGGUUAUGGUCCAACGGCUCCAAAGGAUGCCGCGACAUAACCGAGUGAAAGAAUAAGAAUCAAAGUCAAAUGGCGUUCUAAAAGUUUUAAUCGUGUGUCGAAAGAUGGCAGCAAAUUUACUGUGCCUACAAAGUUUUCUUUGACAGUCCAGCUCUAUUUCAAAUUAACUAUGAUAUUUAUUAAAUAAUAUCAUUUAAGAAUUCCCAAUAUAUAGAGAAAGCAGUUAUAUUUUUAUGAGGCAAACUAUUUUCGUACAUUAAUAAAAAUUGAUCUUAGUUAUAAGCUCGUUAUAAGAUUCUAAUAGGAUAAGUUUUCAAAAUUUUAAAUUAUCUUGAUAAGAUAACUCAUUUGUAUAUAUUUUUUAAUUAAAUCAAGGGUUUUUGCAUCCAUAUUUACCAUUUAACCGGUAUAUAGAGAGAAAAUGGGGAAACCACUUUCUUUCGAUCGAAUUUUCGGUUUCGGCAGAUUUCUGCCAAACCUAGUGUAAAACCGAACCUUCGAUGUCGGCAAAAAUCCAGAUUCGAUCGGACACAACUUAUGAGUCUUAUCAAAGAUAAUUUGAAAUAGAGGUGGAUUGUAAAAGAAAAGUAGCCACAGUAAAUUUACUGCCACCUUUCGACACAUGAUUAAAACUUUUAGAACGCCAUUUGGCUUUGAUACUUAUUCUUUCACUGAUAUAAUAUGUUAAAUUUGUUAAAUAUCAAAAAGUGGCACCAUUUCAUAGAUGACGCCACAACCUUUGGGUUAUGCCCGGUAAGAUGGCGCCACUUUUUGAUAUUUAACCUAUUAUAUCAGUGAAAGAAUGAGGAUAAAAGUCAAAUGGCUUUCUAAAAGUUUGAAUCAUGUGUCUAAAACAUGGCAGUAAAACUGUGGCUACAAAAUUCUCUUUGACAAUCCACCUCUAUUUCAAAGUCUCUUUGGUAUUAUCGAGCUUAGUGUGAGUCUAUGUAUUUCUGUAAAAUUUAAUUAAUAACAACAAAAAAUGGCGGUUAAAAGGUAAUUUACUAACACAAGCCGUCGUGUGAUUUUAAUUCCUUAUAUUAUAAUCAAAGAGUUAUUGAUUUGUCUCGAUUAAUUUUGUAUUAAGAGUCCGCAGCAAGCGCGGCCGAAUUCCACCUUCCCAUACAAAUGGAGUUUCGUUCUCAUUUUAAAACUACGUGUUGGAUUAUAAUGAAACUUUGCACAUACAAUGACAUGAAGUAUAUCUAUGCCUGUAAUUAGUUUAUAUAGCUGAGCUUAUGAAACAAACGAAAUAGAGCAAUAACAAGUUUUGUAUGAAAAAUUUAAAUUCUCUGCAUUUUUUUAAUUAUGGUUGCUGACGCUACAUGAAUUAGUUGGGAGAAUCAACUUUUUAGCGUCACUCGUUGCCAUGGUUACGAUUAGUUGUCCAGGAGACAAAAGUUCAUUGAAAUACUGAUUUUAUGGUACUUAAAUGUAUCAAACUUGCGUUUUUGUGGUCGUUAUAACCAAUGUCCAUAAUGGGCCCCUUACUAAGCAUGUUAAUAGAACGGCAUACAACGUCUCUUCAAACAAACUGUGCCACUGUUGUCCCUUGGACAACGGGACAGGAUAACAAUACAAAAAAAGUUGAUUCACCCAGUUACAGGCAUAGAUAUACCUUAUCUUAUUGUAAGUACAAAGUUUCAGAGCAGUAGGGCUAAGAUGGUCGGCUCUUUAUCAUUUGUCGCCAUGCCUGUCACGUUCUAACAAGCAUAUAAGUGCGAAAGUGACGGGCAUAGUGACAAGCGACAAAAAUGGAACCAUGAUGUCACCGCUGUCUAGCUAGUCGUUUUAAAAUGAGAGCAUCACUACGUUUGCAUGGAGAACCGAGAGAACAGUAACGUCUGUCUCGUCGGACGCAGUGAAUUAUUCCACUAUUCACUUAUUUCUAAAAAUUUUCUCUUUCUAACAAACACAAAUAUCAAAAUGUUAGAUAGGGACAAACGAUUUUCAUAAGACCUGAUUUUAUACCUCUUCCACUAUUAAUAACAAUAACUCUUAGAUAAAAUGCAAUGUCUAAGCGACUGGUUAUGGAACAAGUGCCAAAAGUGGCUUACAAUAUUUAGCAGGCACAGGCAGGGGGGGGCAGCUCCCCCCCCCCCCCCCUAGAGCUCAACUUUUACAUACAAUGUAUGCCCCACUAUGAUUGUUAUCGUACUUAGUUGGGUCAUAAGUUCUGUCACAAAGGUUUUGACUGAUAAAAUUUAAUACAAAGCUUUUAAUAAAAAAAGUUUGCCAUGAAUUGAAAGUUUGUUUUAUACUGAUCAAAACGUAAUAUAAUUCGUUUAAAAUAUAGAUCGCGUCUUAAUUUACUACUUGUUUACUUUGGGAUUGAUGUUAGACGCAAAUACGCGGCUGGAUCGUGAAAAAUUAUACUUUACCAAAGGGAGUAAAAAUCAGUGUCACAUUAAUGAAAUAGGUACAAUCGUUUAUUUGUAUGAACCUACUUUAUUCGAACGUUAUUUUAUCACCAGCAGUUAGUUCUCCGACAAGUCUGUACUUCAGCUAAUACCCUUCAAACUUAGGGUAUUUUUCAGUGAUACGCAAAUUUUAGACUGCUAUCCUACGAGUAGGUUUGGUAAAACACGUACA